Mugil cephalus (flathead mullet) is the source of this 2031-nucleotide messenger RNA. RefSeq lists its product as uncharacterized. NCBI's taxonomy places the organism in Eukaryota, Metazoa, Chordata, Actinopteri, Mugiliformes, Mugilidae. The coding region runs from base 71 to 1156 and encodes 361 amino acids. The transcript has 4 exons. The record is from RefSeq and is a predicted model, not a curated record.
ACAUUUCUCCACUCAGGCUCAUCGUUCAUGAGUCUGCAGCUUAGGCAAAAAGGGUUUCACCGUGGUGGGCAUGUUCAGCGUGACGGGGAUGCUGUUUGUUUGUGGGCGUGAACUCAUUGUCUCUGUGUCACGUGGUCUGUGUUUCAUCGACGAACCAACAUGCACAACAACAUGGAAAAAAAAAAAAAAAGAGCGACACUUAAAAUACGAAGAAAUGUGCAGCUUUCCCUUUGCCACGUGUGUGCGCGCAUCAGGACAAACAGUAACCAGCCACUCACCCUCACCACAUCAGCGCAACGCCCACCCUCUGACCACACUUUUAAUGGCCGAUAUUGCCGAACGCUUCCGACAGCGUCUGUGUAGUUUGUUGCAGCAGUCGAGGCAAACUAAGAUGGAUUCAAAUAAAUCGACUCUCCGGGAAAAGUGUUACGAUCCUCGGGACCUGACUCUAAGAUUCGUCGACAGAGGGGACGAUUUAGACUUUCUGUGUGAAGGCUUCAAGUCUCCGAGAGCUCUGAUGUCCUGUGGCCACGCUGUGACCCCGAUGUCUCUCACUAAGUGGUGUGGCGUAUUACUGCAACAGGGUAAAAGCAGAUUUGUGUGUGGCCAGCCUAACUGUAAUGUGGAGUGGUCUUUUGAGGAAGUUUGUAAAAUGGCUCUUCUGACCCCGGAAGAAAAGAAGUACUUUAAAGAAACCCGGGCUCUGAAUUAUUUCCGGGAAAACAUUGGUACCAAACCAUGUCCUGGAUGCACAUCUUCUGUCGUGAGAGCAAAUGAAUCUAACCUGAGAGUCUGUUGCACAGUUUGCACAGCAACCAGACGGCAGCCCUAUGACUUCUGCUGGCAGUGUUUGAGGGAAUGGAAAGGUCCACGCACACGGUCAGACCGCUGCGACAAUGAUGGCUGCUGCAACCUGUCUCUGGAAACUCUGAAAACCUGCCCAGGUGUUGUCAUAUCUGGGGUCGCUGGUUGUCCCUCCAUCCGGGCCUGUCCCACCUGUGGCUCACUGUUGGAGCACACCAAAUUACACUGUAGAAAUGUUGUCUGUCCCCGGUGUAGGGUGUCGUUCUGUUUUGUGUGUCUGAAGCUUUCCCCACAUCAUCCCUGUGCUGUCGCCCCUAGACAGACCUCUAUACCUGUAUGGAAGAUGAAAUAACUGGAACAACACCAGACUCUAUGUUUUCCACUUUGCUUUGAUGCAAGUCAGCCUUUGUUUAAAUUAGAUAUAUGUUUCUGGUUUAGAUGAUAUCUGAUUUCGCCAUCCUGUGCUCACCAGCCAGUUCAUAAGGCAGGUCCUAAUAUAAGCCAGUGAACUAGGCUUAAUAAACAGAAACACCUUUGUGUUUAAUUCAAUCUAAUUUAACAGCACCACAAACUAAGAUAAUUGGAUAGAAUAAUCAUUUGUAAUUAUAUAACCCUUUAUUUGUCCCACGGUGUGGACAUUAGCAGUGAUGAGGACAGUGCACAUGAUGGAUAAAAAGAAAAAAGAAAAAAAGAAAGUAAACCACCUAAUAAAUCCAAAAAUGAUCAUAGAGUAGAAUGACAGCCGUUAUUGAUUCUGUUUGGACAUAAACUGAACAUUAACACAUUCAUGAAGAUUUAUUGCGUGAUUGUGAUAUUAAAAUACGUUCCUUUUUUACUACUAUACCUAAUGAACUGGCAAUGUGUAUAUGCAUCUUUAUUUGCUGCCAAAGCAUUUUACAAUCGCUUCACAACUGAUUCUGGGAAUGAAAAACACAUGCAAUAUUUUGAUGAUCUCAUCAUAAUAUCUGACACAUUUUAGUGUUGCUUCCUUAAUAUUCACUCAUUGCUAUAUUAAGCCUCUGUAAUCUGUAUGUGUGUGCUGCUUCGUCACUCUGUGAACGGAGGAAAUGGAAAAAAGGAGGAAAUAUGCGGUUAUAUUUUGUUUCCAUGCUGAUAAAUAGCACAGCACAGCAAAUAUAACAUUAGUAGGCGUUAAUAUAAUGAUACAUAGCAGCACUUGGCCCUGAGAAACCAUUGUCUGACUUCAAUAAAAUAAAAUAAAAUAAC